AGGAUUCGCAUUUAUUGCAAAUUGCAUGUGCAUGCACCAAGUUUAACUCCCGUAGCAACUUUCGGAUAGCGCUGCUCCAAAGUCCAACAGUAAACUUCUUGAGUAAGUCGCAAGUCGUCUACUAUUAAUAUUUCUAGGCUGUUCCUGCAGUCGCUAUUUUAUACUUCUUCAAAUGCAAGUCCAUCAGGUCGCCUUUGGUAAUAACCGUUAGCCAACAGCUCGCUCACUUAUUCAACCUUCGAGUUGAGUUAUUUCCCUACUAAAAAUCCACAUAGUCAAUAUGGCAGAAGCACAGCUAGCAUUGCAGGCGGAGCAAAUUGCGCGCCUCACAGCCCAACUGGCCGCCGCCAACACCUCCAUCCAGCAAAUCGCAGGUGACGCGCACGUGGCCCAGUUCCAGCGCCAAGCAGCCGAGGAAGCGGGGCUGGGCAUCCCGACUGCAGCGCAAAAAACUCAGCUACAGGCCGCCACCCGCACCCUCGACUAUGGAUGCACAGCCAAAGAGUUUUUGUUCACACUGCGCUGCUUCGACAACGAACGCAUGGAGGACGUAACUAGCCCGCCAGCUGGCCUGAUUUGGGACCCGCUGUCGUUUGUCGCUGUUGUCUGUGCUGUCGGCCUGGUCACCGAUGACCAAGCCCGCACCAUCCAGAAAAUGGUGGUUAAAGAGCUUGCUGGACCCUUGAAACCGCGCAGAGGUGCCUCUACGACGCUUCUGACGCGAGCGGACAUCUUUAAGGUAUUUUUCGACACCGUGGACUUGGUCGUUAAGCGCGAAAAUAGACCUACAGUCACCGCCGGCGACAACCAACAGCAGCGCAGCUUCAGCCGAGCUUUUACGGUGAAUCUGCCAGUGUUCUGGCAAAAUAAACUGGAAGCCAAAAAAGCCCUGACCUUCGAGUUAGCAGAGCUCAAACGCUUUCAGAAACAAGAAAUGGAUCAAGCUAUUAAGUCGAUGCGAGCCGAAAUGCUUAAACGUCCAGCCCCCGGCCACCUAAACCACGGGGACCCUCCGCUGAAGCGCCCGACUACCGAGCGACCGACUCCCAAUGGGGGCGGAGGGUCUGGAUCCAAGCCGCAGGACGUCUGUCUUCAAUGGAUGAAAGGGAGCUGCUCUUCGUCGUCGUGCAAGAACGCUCACGCUGGAGAUUUGUCGAAGCUUUCAUUCCUCAACAACCGCUUUCGCCUUGGCUUACAGGAAGCGCAAAUCGUACAGCUUGCACAGAUCAAGAAUAGGGCCCCACCGCCAAAGUAA
Messenger RNA from Amoebophrya sp. A25, 1255 nucleotides. The record is from the annotation of a GenBank genome assembly. NCBI's taxonomy places the organism in Eukaryota, Dinophyceae, Syndiniales, Amoebophryaceae.